Molecule: messenger RNA, 444 nt
Organism: Triticum turgidum subsp. durum (durum wheat)
Lineage: Eukaryota; Viridiplantae; Streptophyta; Magnoliopsida; Poales; Poaceae
Source: the annotation of a GenBank genome assembly
AUGACCGAGGAAGGAAGGCACAUCGCCGGCGAGCCCAUCCGGCCGCCGCGGCUGGAGGAUGCGGGCCUGGAGGACUGCGCGCUCCCACCGGAGUCCAUCGCCAAGGCUUUCUCCCUUGCAGCGUGGGCCGUCUCCUCCCGCCUCCCCCACCUCCCCCUUUCCGAUGACGAGGACGACGUUGACCCGCUAGCGCCUCGUGGAGGCUGCGUGGAGGACGCGGGACCCACCUACGGGGUCAUUCCCGACGCCCUUGUUGGCGCGAGGGGCGGCAGUGACGGCGGCGCCGACGAGGUCGUCGUCGGGCGCGGAGACAGGGUUGUUGUGAUCGGCCAAGAGCUGGGACGGGAUGAGGGGUGUGCCGAGGGGACCAGAGGCGGAGAGCACCGGAAGGAGGAGGGUGAUGAGAUUGUGGAGAAAGCCAUCUUGGUGAAAGAUUUCGCGUGA